Molecule: messenger RNA, 1481 nt
Organism: Osmia lignaria (orchard mason bee)
Lineage: Eukaryota; Metazoa; Arthropoda; Insecta; Hymenoptera; Megachilidae
Source: RefSeq, a predicted model, not a curated record
UAUUGUAGGGAUACAAAUAAUAUGGACACUCUAUGGUCGUACGUUGUUCAAUUCACAUUUUCAACCAACAGUAUUUGCAUUACUGUCAAAGAAAGGAGUGACUGAGUUUCAAAAAUAAAACUAGUGUGGCAAAAAGUUUUUAAACUAUGAUUAUCGUGUAUCUGAAGAAAAGCAACGAUCGUGAGAACACAUGAGAAGAAAAAUAUCGAAGGAGCAAAAUAAUUGAUAAUUCUUUUUUCAUUGGAAAUUGAAUCGAGUGCGAUGCAAUUGUUGCAGACGAUAUUUCAGCUACUAGCAGUGUGCGGUUGUUGGCAACCACCCUCUUCGGCACCACCCUACAAAAAAUUCUUCUACACAGUCUAUACUGUGAUUCUAUUUACAUUGUUAAACGUUAUAACAUUUUUACAAUGCCUGGACUUGAUACUGGUCGUAGAAAACCAAGACGAAUUCAGCGAUAACAUUUAUCUAACGUUGACGUUGAUGGUUUCAUGUCACAAAAUGUACAGCAUGUUAGCGAAACAUAAGAACAUCGCUUUUUUAAUUGAUAUCCUGAAGAAGGAGCCUUUUCAACCGGAAAAUGAGAAAGAAAUGGAGAUUCGAAAGGAAUUUAAUAAGAGAGCCCGCUGGCAAGCAUUAUUUUAUUUAGCUGUAACUCAAACGACAGUGAUAUGUUACACAAGCACAGGGGUUUUGAGAACUGAUGCCAUUAAGUUGCCCUACAGAAUGUGGCUACCUUACGAUUACCUUCCACUUUAUCUGCACAUCAUCAUUUAUUUUUUACAAGUUGUAAAUUUAGUAGCUGCAGCAGUAGUGCAUAAUGCCUGUGACGCUUUAAUAUGGGGUCUGUUCAUUCACACUUGUUCUCAGCUUGAGAUACUUGGAGCUCGUCUGAAAGCUAUCAAGCAAGGAAAUAAUCAGUCCGCAAAAGCGUCUGCUCGUUACCAUAAUCAAGUCUAUCGAUUGGCCAGAAUGAUAAAUGAAGAAUUUAAGAUGAUUAUUUUUGUUCAGUUCAUCGUAAGCAUGUUGGUGGUGUGCUUCACCCUUUACAUACUGGUAAUAAUGAAAGAGGUAAAUGCGACAUUUGUUAAAAUAAUAGUGUACUUGUGUGGUAUACUGGUGCAAAUAUUCUACUUCUGUUGGUACGGAAAUGAAGUGAAAUUAAAGAGCACUGGGAUUUCUGAUGUGAUAUUCGAAAUUGACUGGACACAAAUGAACAAUGACACUAAAAGAAUCCUCUUGAUGAUUAUGGGACGUACCACAUACUCCAUUGAAUUCACUAGUCUUCAUGUUGUGACUCUGAAUUUGGAAUCAUUCGUAAAUUUACUUAAAACUUCUUACUCGGCGUAUAAUGUGCUUCAAAGUGGCCAAGGAUAAUACCUAGGACCGACACGAGUCACUUUAUCGUAGAAGCAUGGACAUUCCCCGAAUCGAAGUAAACUACUCGUUAAAAACACAUAAAACACACAACGAAACCAUGUAAG